CACCAAGAUAGUAACCUUGAAGCAGAAGACAGCCCCUGAAAAGGGAAGGGAAGAAAAUAGAAAACCAUUCACCAAAAUCCUCAAGUUGUAAUGGCUACUACCAAGGUCUAUGUAAUCUACUACUCGUUGCAUGGGCAUGUAGUGAGGAUGGCAAGGGAAAUAUUGAAAGGAGCCAGCUCUGUUCCAGGCGUUGAAGCUACCCUCUGGCAGGUACCUGAGACGCUUCCAGAACGAGUACUGGAAAAGAUGAAGGCCCCUCCCAAGGAGGAGGAUGUGGCCGUGAUCAGGCCAGAACAGCUUGUUGAGGCCGAUGGUUUCAUCUUUGGUUUCCCUUCUCGAUUUGGCAUGAUGGCAGCCCAGUUCUUGGCCUUCUUUGAUAGCACCCACGAGCUGUGGGCAUCACAGCAGCUUGCUGGUAAACCGGCGGGUGUCUUCUGGAGCACCGGCUUUCACGGCGGAGGCCAAGAAAACACAGCGUUAACGGCUAUAACCCAACUUGCACAUCAUGGUAUCAUGUUUGUGCCUCUUGGAUACACCUUUGGGAGUGGCAUGUUUGAGAUCAAUGAGGUGAAGGGUGGCUCUUCAUAUGGAGCGGGCACUUAUGCGGGAGAUGGAAGGCGUGAACCGACAGAAUUGGAGCUUCAACAGGCAUUUUACCAAGGGAAGUAUGUUGCCGGAAUAGCUAAGAAGCUCAAAGUUCAACCUCAGUGAAUACCAAUCAUGUGUAACAUUCUAUCUGUUCUUAUGCGCAAGCUACUUCAUUUUAUAGAAUGAAUUUGUUGAAUACACUGACAAUGUAAGGUCAUUUAACAAUGAAAUAUAAUGAGUUCAAAGUACAUUACACUUA
Messenger RNA from Magnolia sinica, 847 nucleotides. RefSeq names its product probable NAD(P)H dehydrogenase (quinone) FQR1-like 3. NCBI's taxonomy places the organism in Eukaryota, Viridiplantae, Streptophyta, Magnoliopsida, Magnoliales, Magnoliaceae. Bases 91 to 711 code for a protein of 206 amino acids. The transcript has 4 exons. Gene Ontology annotation, molecular function: FMN binding; NAD(P)H dehydrogenase (quinone) activity. The record is from RefSeq and is a predicted model, not a curated record.